AAGGCGCAAGGGCUGCUGGGACGGCCCCCAUCUUUACGCGCGUUAGGCGAGCUGGCGGCGUUGGGGAGGCUGGUCGCUGCAGUCACUGUUAGUGAUUUUUGUGGCCCGAGUCUGCUGGACCGGGACCUGAAAGACAGCCACAAUGGCCGAAAAUGGUGAUGAAAAAAUGGCUGCUCUGGAGGCUAAAAUCUGUCAUCAAAUUGAGUAUUAUUUUGGUGACUUCAAUUUGCCACGGGACAAAUUUUUAAAGGAACAGAUCAAACUGGAUGAAGGCUGGGUACCUUUGGAAAUAAUGAUAAAAUUCAAUAGGUUAAACCGUCUAACAACAGACUUCAAUGUAAUAGUAGAAGCAUUGAGCAAAUCAAAGGCAGAACUCAUGGAGAUAAGUGAAGAUAAAACCAAAAUCAGAAGGUCUCCAAACAAACCCCUCCCUGAAGUGACUGAUGAGUAUAAAAAUGAUGUAAAAAACAGAUCUGUUUAUAUUAAAGGCUUCCCUACUGAUGCAACCCUUGAUGACAUUAAAGAAUGGUUAGAAGAUAAAGGUCAAGUACUAAAUAUUCAGAUGAGAAGAACAUUGCACAAAACAUUUAAGGGAUCAAUAUUUGCUGUGUUCGAUAGCAUUGAGUCUGCCAAAAAGUUUGUGGAGACCCCUGGACAAAAGUACAAAGACACAGAUCUACUAAUACUUUUCAAGGAAGAUUACUUUGCAAAAAAAAAUGAAGAAAGAAAGCAAAAUAAAGUGGAAGCUAAAUUACGAGCUAAACAAGAGCAAGAAGAAAAACAAAAGUUAGCAGAAAAUGCCGAAAUUAAAUCUCUAGAAGAAAAAAUUGGCUGCUUGCUGAAAUUCUCGGGGGACCUAGAUGAUCAGACCUGUAGAGAAGAUUUGCACAUCCUUUUCUCAAAUCAUGGUGAAAUAAAAUGGAUAGACUUUGUCAGAGGAUCAAAAGAGGGAAUAAUUCUAUUUAAAGAAAAAGCUAAGGAAGCACUGGAUAAAGCCAAAGAUGCAAAUAAUGGUAACCUACAACUAAGGAACAAAGAAGUGACAUGGGAAGUACUAGAUGGAGAUGUGGAAAAAGAAGCACUGAAGAAAAUCAUAGAUGAUCAGCAAGAAUCCCUAAACAAAUGGAAGUCAAAAGGUCGCAGAUUUAAAGGAAAAGGAAAGGGAAAUAAAGCUGCCCAGACUGGGUCUGCUAAAGGAAAAGUACAGUUUCAGGGCAAGAAGACUAAAUUUGAUAGUGAUGAGGAACGUGAUGAAAAUGGUGCAUCUGGACCAGGAAAAAGAGCAAGAGAAGAAACAGACAAAGAAGAACCUGUAUCAAAACAGCAGAAAACAGAAAAUGGUGCCGGAGACCAGUAGUUUAGUAAAAAACUUUUUAUUCAUUUUAAUUAGGUUUUCAGCUGCUUUUGUCUUUGGAGGCUUUUAAAAAAGAAAACCGUAUUAGGUCCACUUCAAUGUCCACCUUUAAAAAAGGAAAAUUUUUUGUUGUUUAGCUUGUCUCUUUUUUUGUUAUCCAAAUGAGGAUAUUUUUGAUGUACAGUUCUAUGUUAUUUCAGAUAACUCAAAUAUCAGAAGAAAGAUUCUUGUACUAAACUGCCUUUUUAAUAUGAGAAUGUAUUAGUACAAACUAAUAAAAUAUACUAUGUAAAAAGAGCAAAAAUUUAGUUUGUUUUAUUUUUACCCAAAGUAUGAGAAAGAAUUUAUUUUAAACCAGAAUAUUGGCUGUUGGUUAUAGGCCAUUCCAUAAUUUGUCUCCCAGGCUGGCUUUCUGUAUUUACUUGGGCAACUUGGUAACAUUAGAAAUAAUUACUUAUUGUAAAGUUCAAGAGACUUACUGAUUUCUUUUUAUGAAAUUUGUAUGAUGCUGGCAGGUCAUAUCUCAGCUCUAUAAAACAACAAAAAAGGCCAACUAAGGAUAAAAAUUCUAUUUCCAAGCAUUUACCACCCUUGACUAAAAACCACCCCAUGAAUUAUGAAAGCACUUAAUGCUGGUACAAUGAAGAUUCCAGGCCUGUCACUUUAACUUGGUAUCCAAGGACUGCCAUGAUGAAUCCCAAGGUUAACCACGGGAAGUUGAGUUUGGCAUUUCUGCUAUUUUGGUCACUUAAACCAAAAUUUGAGAUUAUGGAGAAGAGUUGAGAAGGGUAACAAAUGGACAAAAAAGUAUAUCCUACGAAAGUGAUAGUACCUUCCUAUUUUUAAUUUCCUAAUUAAUAGCACUCUCAUAAUAACACUUAUUUUAAAAUUUUGUCUGGAUUUUAGUAGUGAUAGUAAGUAGCUAAGUAUUUUCCUACUAAGCUCAAUGAAAACCCAUUUUUUUCCAUAUUCUUUCUUUCUAAAGAAUAAUGUAAGUUCUCCAAACUUACUACUGAUCCAUUUCAGAGGGAUGCAAAUGAGUCUACCUAUCCCUUCAUAUUUUACAACAUAAAUUCUAACUCUAGGUCACAGCUCUCAAAUUUUAAUGUGCAGUCAAAUCACCCUCAAAUAAAAUCUUGUUGAGGUGCAGGAUAUAAUUCAGUAGGUUUGGGUAGAGAGUAGAAUUCUGCAAGUCUGACAAGCUCCCAAGGGAUGUCAACACUGAUGAUCUAAGGACCACACGUGGAGCAGUAAGGCCCUGGUCUGGUACACUGCUGAAUCUGUUCUGAGGUGGAUGCUCUGUGUCACACAUCCUUAUACCUUUAAUAAUAUGAAGACUGAUGUUUCACACAUUACUAAUUAUUAAGAACAGUAACUAGUUAUAUGGUAAUGCCAUAGUUUUAACUGAUAGUUUAUCAUCAUGUAAAAAAACAUUUCCCCAUUACUGUACACAUUUCAGAUUUUACAAAAUUGGAUUACAGUUAGCUUAUUGUUGUAUGCUUUCCCCAUUUUGAUGUUUGUGAAUAUUCUCCAAUUUACUAAUAAAAAUGUAAUAAGCAUGA
This is a messenger RNA of Phyllostomus discolor (pale spear-nosed bat), 2916 nucleotides long. It is a transcript of the gene SSB, whose product is annotated as small RNA binding exonuclease protection factor La. Gene Ontology annotation, molecular function: RNA binding. Gene Ontology annotation, cellular component: ribonucleoprotein complex; cytosol; cytoplasmic stress granule. Gene Ontology annotation, biological process: positive regulation of translation; RNA processing. The record is from RefSeq and is a predicted model, not a curated record. The transcript has 12 exons. Lineage: Eukaryota; Metazoa; Chordata; Mammalia; Chiroptera; Phyllostomidae. Bases 143 to 1357 code for a protein of 404 amino acids.